AUGAACGAUUUUGAGUGUUUUAUCACCGCCAGGAACGAUCUCCGCUCCGGGGAGGUGAUUUACGCCCUUUAUCAACGUCAAAUCCCUGUUCUCGCCCUUCAUAUUGAGCCCUCUGGUGAAAACGAUGGCGAAAUUACCCCUUCCUCGACUAUUAAUACCCCGAGUGCCUCUCAUAUUCAGGAAGUUCUUUACCAUGAACGGCAGCGAGUGCCGACGGGGAAUGGAAGUUCCUCUGUGGAGACUGUUGAGGAGGCGAUUCGGUCAUUUUUUGAUUUUCCUUCACAAAUGGGUAGUCUAAUCGCGAUUGAAUCGAAUGAUCCAUCGGUAUUUCAUCAGUUUUCUUCUUUCACGGCAAACCGUCCUGGCCAGGUGGGCGUUUGGUCCUGCACGUCAGCCAUCGAGGCGAUUAUUGUUUCCGCCCUUCGCCUGAAAAAGGGGGACCAGGACGAGAAGGUGGAUUCCGUUAAACGCACGGAUGAUGGUGGAAUAAAAAAGGCGGAAAAUUCCUCUUCUUUGUGCGUUUUGGAUCAAAUGGCGGAGGUGGGGUGGCUUCGAUCCGACGGCUAUCUGCUUUCGCGCCUAACCCCUGGGGAUAGUUUUCUGAUGCCUCCGCCCUUACCACUUUUUCACGAUUUAAAAGAUCAACUUAUGCCCUUUUUAUGGAAUCCAACAACGUCUUCGGGGCCUCAAACACUAGAAGCGCGGCUGGGGCCCUUUUACGCGCUUUCACAGCAGAACCCUCAGCUCUAUAGCUCGCUGAGAAUUUUGGACCGACAUGGCAAUCGCCGACUCAUGCGGUAUCUUCUUCAACGAGGGUAUUAUUUAAUCCUUCCGGAUCACAUGUCCAGCGCUUUUUAUGCGCUACGGCAAUGUCUUUUGACGUUUACCAAUUCCAACGCGUGGGAGGAGGGGAAAACAGUGAAAGAUGGCGUCGAAUCUGUCGAGGAGGCCUUUGAUAUGUUGAGCAAGGCGCUUCUAAGGUUUGAACAGCAUUGGUUGGAGAUGCCAAUGCCCUCGGUGGCGCUUUUUCUUUCGCCGAUGUCCAAGAACGAUGACUUACAUCCUGUGGAGGAUAUUGUGGGGGAACCUACCAGUUUUUCCGAAAACUGGAUUUUGAAUGCGCUUACGUCAUAUUAUGACGAUGGUGUUGAGGAUCCAAACAUAAUGCAUUCGGCAUCUCAGGGAGUGGAAGUGCGGGUAUUGAAAAAAAGAUCGGUGGAUUCGAGCGCGCAUGGCAUCGUAAAGCAUCUCCAGGAAUAUAUGAUGGAGUGCAUUACGACCUUCACGAAUUAA
Molecule: messenger RNA, 1293 nt
Organism: Phytomonas sp. Hart1
Lineage: Eukaryota; Euglenozoa; Kinetoplastea; Trypanosomatida; Trypanosomatidae
Source: the annotation of a GenBank genome assembly